UAUCUGCACAGUAAGAAAGCUAAGAGGAAGAUCGUCGACGAGCCGGAGAUCAGCUUGGCUCCUGGUCGGGAAAUGUCUGGAUUGGUCAAGAGCAAUCCUCUGCUCGCUGCCUCCAGACACUUCGAAAGCGACACUAACAGCGGUUUAACAGAGAGCGACCUGGGCGAUGACCUUCCACCCAGCGACAAUGAACAAGGUUUCGAAAAU
Molecule: messenger RNA, 207 nt
Organism: Ceratina calcarata
Lineage: Eukaryota; Metazoa; Arthropoda; Insecta; Hymenoptera; Apidae
Exons: 1
Source: RefSeq, a predicted model, not a curated record